AUGCCCAACCUCUUGAAACACUACAAUUCUACUCUGGUUGGUGGCGCUGUUGGAUAUAACCCUGGGUAUGAGAUUUGUUUCGGGUCGGGAUGUCCGGUCGGCCCCGUUGGUUGGAAUAAAACAGUGGACGUUCUUAACGCGGGCCAAAGUGGUGCCUAUGCGUCGAAUUUGCUUCACGAAGCACAAGACUAUCUUGCUCCUCAAGUUAAAGCCAUGAAUAUCUCCCAGAGUCGAUACAAAUUCCUCAGCUUUCAAGUAGGCGCCAACGACGUCUGCCAAUUGUGUGCUGCUGCGGAUGCACCUAUGGGACCGGCAACUAAAAGCGAUUUUGAGAACAAUAUCCGAGCUACUUUGGAAUAUGUUCGCCAAAAUAUCCCUAACACAUUGGUCAACCUGUUCGGAGCAUGGCAGCUAACAGAUAUAUAUAGUUUGACUUCAGGCCAGAUCUACUGCAAACAACCCAUCCCAUUCGUUGAGCGCUUUGCUAUCGGGUGCCCAUGCAUUGCCGGUCAAGGAGAUGUUGGGGAGUUCACACGCGGUCAGAUGGAUCGUCUUGUUCAACAAUACAACACGGUCCUGCAGAACAUUGUAGCCGACUACAAGGCAAAGAAUUACAAGGACUUCGCGGUUAUCUGGCAACCUCCUAACCUGCCUUUCAAGAACUACCCAAUUCAAGCCGUAAGCAGUGUAGAUUGUUUCCACCCCAGUUCCGAUGCCCAUGCACGAAUUGCCGCCGGCCUCUGGAAUCGAUUGACUUUGGAUACAACUGCCCGCGCUGCACCUUUUACCUGGGAGGAGACCCCGACUUUGCGUUGCCUCGAGGAAUCUGAUCGAAUCCAGACCUAG
Rhizoctonia solani is the source of this 846-nucleotide messenger RNA. RefSeq names its product carbohydrate esterase family 16 protein. Gene Ontology annotation, biological process: phospholipid metabolic process. Lineage: Eukaryota; Fungi; Basidiomycota; Agaricomycetes; Cantharellales; Ceratobasidiaceae. The transcript has 13 exons. Gene Ontology annotation, molecular function: glycerophospholipase activity. The record is from RefSeq and is a predicted model, not a curated record. The coding region runs from base 1 to 846 and encodes 281 amino acids.